AUGAAUGAAUCGUUUUAUUUGGAUGAUGACGAUCCGUGUGCUGUCGAGUGCAGUGAUCGUCGAUUUUACAUGGCCGUCGCUGGCACGCUGCUCUCGUUCGUCUCGUUGUUCUGCAACGUGCUCAUCGCAAAGGUUCUGUACAGCUCAAAUCAUGGGCACUUCUUCUUCUUAGCCUUACUAGCCAUCAGCGACAGUUUUUUGUCAUUUAUGUACGGACCGGUUAUCGCCAUGGAUAUUAUAAAGGAUAAGCUGAAGGUAAAGAAUUCGAUGAAGAGCCUAAAUCUCAUAGUAUUUGAGGUUUUAACAGAAAACGAAAUAUUUUGGACAAUAUUUAUUUGUGUUUAG
Molecule: messenger RNA, 345 nt
Organism: Angiostrongylus costaricensis
Lineage: Eukaryota; Metazoa; Nematoda; Chromadorea; Rhabditida; Metastrongylidae
Source: the annotation of a GenBank genome assembly